AUGAUCUGGAAGCGGCUAAUAUUCCUGCUGCAGCUGAGUUUCGGCUAUCGGACGUAUUCCAGUCCCCGAUAUCGAUACAUUCGUUGGGUAGAGAGGCCUCAGACUACAGAAAAAUCACCGAUAUACAGGCGCAAUAUUCGACCGACGUACAGAUACCCCUCCAACUACUACCCUCAUCAGCAUAGAUCCAGAGAUUUGAGCUACAGUUCUUAUGCGCGCAAAGCAGAAGUGCCAAAACCUGAUGUUAUCAAAGUCGAAGCAAGGGACUUACAAGACAUCUCCGAGCAGAUCUCCGCCGCUGUUCGAACAAAUGCGUGUCCCUCGGAUGUUCCUAUCGACAUUCUUUUUCUCUUGGAUUCGAGUUAUAUGACGACGAGUACUGCAUAUUCUCAGUUCAAGAGGCUUGUGGCUUAUAUGGCUUCAACGAUGAUGUAUAGUGACUCGAUGGUGAAAAUGGCGGUGUUUCAGUUUGAUGAAACGCAAACCGAACGAUUCAUUUCCUUCCACGAUUACGACGAGUUUUCCGGCUUCAAAACGAGUUUGUCGGAGAUGAAAAGGAAGGCACUUGGUCGGAAAGGUCGCCACGCGAGCCGACGCUCUCAACGUCAUUUGCGUAGCUUGCGGCGGCGCUUUGGACGCAAUUCCUCCAAAAUGGAAGGAGAUCCGUUUGAAGGAGCUUUGGAUAAUGUGCAAAAGUACGGAUUUUCGCGCUCCCGCGGAGCACGGGCUCAGGCUGUAAAAAUAUUAAUCGUCAUGUCAGGGGAAACGCCGACGUACUCGUCAAAUGCGCUGGCUACCAAGCUUAGAAGUUUCCACGAUGUGAAUAUUUUUGCCGUCGUGGUCGGCGAGGAGGACAGCGGAAUUACCGAUGAGUUCACCGGAAGCGCAAGUCGUAUUCUUCGGGUGAUCAAAGAGAACCGCCUGGUUGAUGAACUCGCACAGUUGCAGCAGCUCAUUUGCCGCGACUUCGAAACUUGCAAUACUUCAUCAUUUCAAUGCCUGAAAAAGUACAACACCGGUGGAUAUGCCAGCAGCUACAUAACAAAAUGCCAUCGAGUAAAUUGCGAACAUGGAAAAUGCCUUACCAAGCCCUGCCAUCCCACUCAAUUCUGCAAGGAAAAGGGCUCCUACGACUUUGAAUGCAGCAAUUCAUCGCUCGAAGCGCAACUCACUUGUGAGGAUUUGUCCUGUGGCAACGGGGUCUACGUAGACGAGUGCGCCUUGGAACCGUGCGAAUACGGUUACGAGUGCAUCAAUACGGCUGGCAGCUACGAAUGCGUUGAUAUCGACGAGUGUGCCCAAGCUCACUGCCCCGAUGGUUUCACCUGCAAAAAUUUCAAAGGCGACUUUAAAUGUUACGAUAUAAACGAAUGCGAUGACAACCCCUGUGACGAAAAUGAAAGUUGUGAAAAUACGGUUGGCGGGUUCUUGUGCAGUUUCAUCGAUCCCUGCGCAAAGGAGCCCUGUGAAGUUGGCUUUGAAUGCAGAGUUAAUGAAGCUGGAUUCGAAUGUGUCGAUAUCAACGAGUGUGAGAAGGAGAAUAUCUGCCCUUCAGGCUACAGAUGCGAAAAUUUUAACGGCGAUUAUGAGUGUAUCGAUAUCGACGAAUGCGCUCACGAAAUAAUGGCCUGUCCAGUUGGAUACAAAUGCGAAAACUCCGAUGGUGAUUUCAAGUGCUCUUUUGUUGACCAUUGCGAAGAAAAUCCGUGCGCUGCAGGACUUGAAUGCAGUAACACGAUCGACGGCUCGUUCAAGUGCAGCGACAUAGAUGAGUGCCUUAAUGAGCCUUGCGACAAAGGCGAGGAAUGUAUUAAUUUGCACGGCGGAUAUAGAUGCGAGGACGUCGACGAAUGCAAAAGGGAGUGUUUAAGUUUGAGUGUUGUGGUUAUUCAUCCAUGCGAAUCGGGUUUCAAGUGCGCUAAUCUGCCAGGGGCUUACGAGUGCAUCGACAUUGACGAGUGCGCGGAAGAAAUAAACACUUGCAGCAAGCGACAAACAUGCCAGAAUACGGAGGGCUCGUUUGAGUGCAUAGAAAUCGAUCUCUGCGAAAAUGCGCAGUGCGAAGCUGGUUACGAGUGUGUCGACUACGUUGAUGGCUUUGAGUGUCUUGAUAUCAAUGAAUGCGUGAUCGAUUCUCCGUGUGAUUUGGGAUUCACGUGUAAAAAUACUCCAGGUUCUUAUCAAUGUGAGGAUUUCGACGAGUGCGCCGUUUUCGGCGAAGCAAACAUCUGCGAAAUCGGCUUCAAAUGUGUCAACAACGUUGGAAACUUUUCAUGUGUGGAUGUCGACGAGUGUCUGGAAAUUGGAUCGUGUCCCGUUGGCUUUGAAUGUUACAACAAACACGGCAGUUACGAUUGUCUUGACAUUAACGAGUGCUUUGAGGAGCCGUGUGACAACGGCUACGCUUGUCUCAAUAAUGAAGGCUCGUAUACAUGUGUCGAUGUGAACGAAUGCACGGCCGAGAGUUGCCAGGCUGGCACAAACUGCGUGAAUACUCUAGGCAGCUACGAAUGCAAAGAUAUUGACGAAUGUGAAAAUUCACCCUGCGAGGAAGGAUUUUAUUGCUCGAACAGUUUCGGCUCCUUUUCUUGCCUCGACGUUGAUGAAUGCGCCACUCUUAGUUCCCCUUGCGACGAUUUUUCAAACUGCGUGAAUACACCGGGCAGUUUUGUCUGUGAAGAAAUUCAAGAGGAAGAAAAAGACGAAGAAGAAGCCGAUUCUACAAGCGAAGCACUCUCGACAUGUGAUGGAGCCAACCACAAAUGCUCACAUACUUGCAUUCUUCUUUCUACGAGUACGAUAAUCGUCGCCCCAUCUACUCCAAUCCACAUUGCUGCUCCAAAUGUUUACUAUCGAUGCGACUGCCCAAAUGGAUACGAGCUUGCUCAGGAUGGCCACACAUGUCUUGACAUUGACGAAUGUCAAAUUCGAAAAGGAGGAUGCUCAGAUUAUUGCUUCAAUACUCAAGGUGGCUAUCGUUGUGUUUGCGGAGAAGGAGAGGAUCUAUCCAGCGAUAUGCAUACUUGUGUCAGCAAAUCACGGAAGAACAAGAACAGCGGCUGCAAAGUGGAGUGCGAAAACGGGCUCUGCAUCGAUGACGUUUGCAAGUGCUCAGAAGGCUGGAAAGGGAACAAGUGUGAUCAGGACAUUGAUGAAUGCAUCCAAAGUCCUUGCAAUCAUGGAAGAUGCAUAAACACUGAGGGAAGCUUCAUGUGCCAGUGUGACAAAGGAUUCCAAUUCGAUUACCAAAUCGACAACUGCGUUGAUGUGAAUGAGUGCCUCUCUCCAAAGAGAAAUCUUUGUGAGCAGGAUUGCAUUAACAAAGAAGGAACCUACAGCUGCAAGUGUAGGGAAGACUUCGUUCUGAGCGCUGACGGGCACUCUUGCGUGCCACUUGGUAUCUGCGCCGAAAAUCCUUGCUACAACAAUGGAAAAUGCGUGAUAGACAAGCAUUCGUUCCACUGCGAAUGCGAGAAAGGCUUUACUGGUCGUCUUUGCCACCAGCAAGUUCAAUUUGAGUUACCAGACUUUCUUAAUAUCGAAUCCGAAAGCAUAAGAUCAGAAAUAACUGCUUGCGAAGAUGAAUGCCGAAACGGCGGGAAAUGCAUGGAAUCGUCUCCGAAUCAGCACCAGUGCCAAUGCACUGAUAGAUACUACGGUCGAAGUUGCGAAAAGUUGCGCUCUGUUCCGAACGUGUGCAAGGACCAAGCUUUUGACAUUGUUUUCUUGAUCGAUGGUUCCAUUCGAAUCGGGCGAAAAAACUACAACAUGGUGAUCGACUGGAUCAAGUCUAUCGUGACUCAACUUAAUAUCAGCCAAGAAAGAUCGCGCAUUGGACUUGUGCAAUUUUCGACCAAAACAGAGAUUGAAUUCGACUUGGCGAGGUUCAACGACAAGAGCAAUUUACUUCAAGGAUUAGAGCAGAGCAAGAACCGAUUCAAAAACAUGGGCUACAAUGCGUACGCCGGCCUUCGUAACAGCAUCGAUCUCUUCCACGGGAAAAAUCCGAGAUUUCUUAUCAUGAUCACUGCCGGUCGCCUUUACAUUCAUCCACGACGACUCAAAGAAGUUCUCAACGCAGCAGAACACAGCAAAGUGGAAGUUUUCGCAGUUAAACUUGGCAAAAUGACGAACGAAGCUGAACUGAUGGGAUUAACCAAAAACGACCGGAGCAUCUUCGGGAUAAGACACAAGAGCGAUUUUAGAAAAGAGGGCGCAGCUAUUCUCACUUCUAUAUGUUUCAAAGAUGACUGGAGAAACAAAAUCAUAGAAGAAGACUGA
Oikopleura dioica is the source of this 4281-nucleotide messenger RNA. NCBI's taxonomy places the organism in Eukaryota, Metazoa, Chordata, Appendicularia, Copelata, Oikopleuridae. The record is from the annotation of a GenBank genome assembly.